This is a messenger RNA of Perca flavescens (yellow perch), 2548 nucleotides long. Its product is annotated as sterol O-acyltransferase 1. The transcript is spliced from 16 exons. Gene Ontology annotation, molecular function: cholesterol O-acyltransferase activity; fatty-acyl-CoA binding; cholesterol binding. Lineage: Eukaryota; Metazoa; Chordata; Actinopteri; Perciformes; Percidae. The record is from RefSeq and is a predicted model, not a curated record. Gene Ontology annotation, cellular component: endoplasmic reticulum membrane. Gene Ontology annotation, biological process: cholesterol metabolic process; cholesterol efflux. Bases 175 to 1884 code for a protein of 569 amino acids.
UGCUCAACAUCUCCUCUGUCAAUACAAUGGGGAAGGUGAGCAGCAGCCCAGAUGGUUGUGAUUGAAGGAGUUUGAACCAUAGACUGUAUAAAAUAGGGUUGAACUCGACAACGUCGGAGGUCUACCUAACUAGAGAGCGCCCGGCGGUUUGAAGCGAUUACCUGUGUCUUUAGGAUGGAGAGCGGGGAUGACAGUGGCCUCCGGUCUCGCUGCCAAGCCAUUCCUAAAAUGCCCACCUUCCCUGACUUGGAUAACUCUUUGGAUGAGGAGUGUAAUCAACAGCAACACCAGCAAGGCAAUGGAGGCAACCACGUUUCCAGCAAUGGAAAAAUUGAAGUGGAACAUGUGAUCAGCAAAAAGCUACAACUGAAAAGGAAAGCAGAGUACCUGAAGAGUGACCUGAUGCAUCAGUUUGACAGUCAGGUUAAUGACUUCAUGGACAGUCUCAUCGAGGAGUCGGCCAGCCUGGAGUCUGCACCUGUCCCUGCUGUCUUCUCGCCUCUGCUGUCAGACAAGGAGAGAAGUAAACUUGGGUCUUUCCGGCCUCCUCAUAGCCAGGGCAAACUGUUUGUCAGUCGCAGAUCCCUCUUAGAUGAGCUGUUUGAGGUGAACCACAUCAGGACUAUCUACCACAUGUUUAUUGCCCUGCUCAUUCUCUUUAUCCUCAGUACACUGGUGGUAGAUGUCAUUGAUGAAGGCAGACUGGUGCUGCACUUUGACCUGCUGGUCUAUGCGUUUGGACAGUUCCCUCUGGUGGUGUGUACAUGGAUCUGCAUGUUCCUGUCUGUGUUGCUGGUUCCCUACACCCUGUUCCAUUUGUGGUCACAGACCCAGUCUGGGUCUUGGAGUCACCCUAGGUUGUGCAGUUUGCUGUUUGGCUCUGCAUUCCUGCUCUACCAAGCUCUGGGUGUGGGAUUCCUGCCUACAUAUGUGGUGGUGACCAACAGUUUUCCACCUGCAUCCUGUUUCAUCAUCAUCUUGGAACAGGUGCGUCUGAUUAUGAAAGCCCACUCCUUUGUCAGGGAGAAUGUACCAAGAGUCCUAACCUGGGCUAAAGAAAAGACCAGUCCCCGCCCAUUGGUCCCUCAGGUCUCUCAGUAUAUCUACUUUCUGUUUGCACCAACACUCAUCUACAGAGACAAGUACCCCAGGAACCCAGUGAUCAGAUGGGGCUAUGUGGCCACAAAGUUACUUCAGGUACUAGGCUGUCUGUUUUAUGCCUAUUACGUGUUUGUGCGGCUGUGCAUCCCUCAGUUCCGCAGCAUCAGUCUGCAGCUGUUUGACCUGAGGGCCAUGGUCCUCUGCAUCUUUAACUCCAUCUUGCCAGGAGUGUUGAUCCUCUUCCUGGGAUUCUUUGCCUUCCUCCACUGUUGGCUAAAUGCUUUUGCUGAGAUGCUCCGCUUUGCUGACAGGAUGUUUUACAAGGAUUGGUGGAACUCAACCUCUUUUGCUAAUUACUAUCGCACUUGGAACGUAGUGGUCCAUGACUGGCUGUACUACUAUGUGUACCGAGAUCUCCUGUUGAUGUCUCAGAGGCGUUUCAGACCAGUAGCCAUGCUGUUUGUGUUUACAGUGUCUGCAGUGGUCCAUGAGUACAUUCUUGCAAUCUGUUUUGGUUUCUUCUAUCCCGUGCUCUUCUGCCUCUUUAUGUGCUUUGGAAUGAUGUUCAAUUUCAUUCUGCAUGACCAAAGGAAAGGUCCCAUCUGGAACAUAAUCAUGUGGACAUCCCUCUUCCUGGGUCAGGGAGUCAUUAUCUGUCUGUACUCCCAGGAGUGGUAUGCCCAGUGCUACUGCCCCCUGAAGGAGCCUUCAUUCCUUGAGUUACUGAAGCCUCGGUCCUGGAGCUGUCAGAGAGGCCUGAUGGCAGACUCUGAUAGGCUGUGAUCUACGUUUGGACUACUGCAGAGGAUCAAUAUAAAUUUGACCAGCCUUUCUUUUACUGUCAUAACUUCUGGUCUUUCAGUUUGUUUUAUAUUAUUGCACUAAGGUCAUGACUGAGUCUGUGUAUGAAUGUAUGGAAGAGAUCCAAUUAUUAUCUGCCAAAAUGUUCUUUACUUUAACAGCAACGUCACAGUGAUGCCUUACUUAACCGUUUAAAAGACAGACCCAACAAAAUUACAAGUUCACAUAAAAUCACAAGUGAACUCUUUUAUUUUUUUUUACUUAUUACUUUUGCCUUGAUCAACUGUGAAACCACUCCCUGUGCCAAUAUGAUAGUGGUAAACAUUAAAUAUGGCAGUGGAAUACAUCACAUAUCACGUUUGCAAUUACUACUCUAUUAUAGAUAACAUUUAAUAUGUUUGGAAAGCCUUUCAAUGUGAUUUAUUUUCACUGCCAAUAAGAUUUAUUUUGAAAAAUGGUGUGUUGUUUUGUAUAAAUCUAAGAGGAGCUGUGUCCGCUGUAUUAUAGUUCCAAGAUUGCAGUCAAUUCCUCUAAAGAGGAAAAUGGGGGUUUGGCAUGCUGAUAUAGUUUGGAAAUAAUUUUAUAAUAAAUCUGAAACUAUAAAAAUAAAACCAUUACAGUAAACUCCAGAAAACAAAACGUUAAA